GCGUACAGGAAAGGACCGAGAGAAGUAGUCCCGGGUAGACGGAUCGAUACGAAGGCGUCCUGUGCGGACUCGCGGCCGGCGCGCCACUAGCGGCUCGGUGCUCGCUAGUCGUUCGUCGCCUCCCGUGCCCGCUGCACGGUCGCUGCUCCCGCCGACGAUCGCUGUCUCCGCGACUUCCUUGUGAUAUCCCUGCCGAUAGACAUGGAGCUUAUACGCUGGUGGUGGUCGCUGGCUACCCUGGUGGUGGUGUUAUCGUUUGCCGCGGCCGGAGAGGACGUGUGGGAGCGAGAGGGCGAACACGACCUGCUCGUGCGCAACGCAAGGGGCGCUAAAAAUAGAGAGACCUGUCGCUACGUGCGAGGCGCUUGGUCCGAGUGCGACCCGAAAACUAACAUCCGAUCCAGGACCCUCACUCUGAAGAAAGGCGACCCCACCAGCUGCGAACGCGCCAAGACCAUACAAAAAAAAUGUAAAAAAGCCUGUCGUUACGAAAAGUCGUCCUGGAGCGAGUGCAGUCCUAACGGUGAAAUGUCGCGGACGGACAUGCUGAAGGCCAACAGCGACCCCACGUGCGAUCAGAGCCGGCGCAUCACCAAGAAAUGCAAUAAAAAUAAGCAGAUCAAAGCGACUAAAGACAAGGGUCGCAGAAAUCGUCAGUAAAUUUUCAAAUGAAAUUCAUUUUAAUCGACUAAGAUUUUCAUUAUAAAAUGAAUGGUGUUCGAUCGUUGGUUUGAAUUAAUGUAAUAGUGCCAAAAUAGAAAAAUAAAACACGUGUUUCUACACUCGGUUAUCAUUAUUAGACUCGAUAUCACAGUAAACUCUAUACUAGACGCAAUUUGUUUUCACUAACUAUAAGUCGAAUCUUUGAUAUUAAUAAA
Molecule: messenger RNA, 878 nt
Organism: Vanessa atalanta (red admiral)
Lineage: Eukaryota; Metazoa; Arthropoda; Insecta; Lepidoptera; Nymphalidae
Gene: Miple
Exons: 5
Coding region: 202-660 (152 amino acids)
Biological process (GO): mesoderm morphogenesis
Cellular component (GO): extracellular region
Molecular function (GO): growth factor activity; heparin binding
Source: RefSeq, a predicted model, not a curated record